Messenger RNA from Plasmopara halstedii, 561 nucleotides. RefSeq lists its product as uncharacterized. The record is from RefSeq and is a predicted model, not a curated record. The coding region runs from base 1 to 561 and encodes 186 amino acids. Lineage: Eukaryota; Oomycota; Peronosporomycetes; Peronosporales; Peronosporaceae. The transcript has a single exon.
AUGGCUGAAAGCCAAGACCCGCAGAGAGAAUAUGCAGAUGAAAAAGAAAGAGGCAAAAUGGAAAGCUUUAUGGUCGGAGACCUGGCUUUAUUAAACUCUAAUAACCUGCCUACAGAUGCAGCCUCUGCUAUCUUCCCGACGAAGCUUCGUCUACGGUUUAUUGGACCGUCUAAGGUUGUGGCCAAGCGGGGGCCUAGCGUAUACUCUAAACAUUCCCAAACGGAUGUGCACCACCCGGUGUUUUACAUGGGUUUGCUCAAGCCGUAUCGGGAUCCGGUGCAUGUGAACGCGGAAGCGUUGGCGCAAGAGCGGAUCUCACGGGCCCUCGGUCACCCGGAAACUGAACCGACAACUGGUUCUGAGCACGGAGUACAACAACCUCCAUCUCCAAUGGAGCCAAGCGCUCCACCGUUGCCUGCAGCGACGCAUUCGCCUGCUCCACGGCUAGGAGUCUCUCCGACAGAGCGCGGUAGUCCUCAAGGUGAGGCAGCCGGUGCACGACGCGCUCCAAAUUAUCAAGAGCGUCCGCACAGUAAAAUGCUACUUCAGCAUGACGCUUAG